UCCGGUGACGCGGCAGCGCUGGCUUCCGAUUGGCGGGCGGCCGCGUCGCUCGCGGGUCUCAGCCCCACCUCCCACCCCCACCCCCGCUCCCGGCAGGCGGAAGAGUCUCGCCCAGGACGGGGGGUGUUUAGGACACAGCUGUUAAUGGAAAAAUUCAUGUACAAGUACAAACUAAGAAGGACAGCCUAAUCUUUGAGGAAAUGGCAGGAUUCCUAGACAACUUCCGGUGGCCAGAGUGUGAGUGCAUUGACUGGAGUGAAAGAAGAAAUGCCAUCGCUUCAAUAGUUGCGGGUGUAUUGUUUUUCACAGGUUGGUGGAUAAUGAUCGAUGCUGCAGUAGUUUACCCUAAGCCAGAACAAAUGAACCAUGCGUUCCAUACCUGCGGGGUGUUUUCAACACUAGCAUUUUUCAUGAUAAAUGCUGUUUCAAAUGCACAGGUGAGAGGAGACAGCUACAGUGACGGAUGUUUAGGAAGAACAGGUGCUCGUAUCUGGCUCUUCAUUGGCUUUAUGUUGAUGUUUGGUUCACUUAUUGCUUCAAUGUGGAUUCUUUUUGGAGCAUAUGUUACACAGAACACUAAUGUUUACCCUGGAUUAGCAGUGUUUUUCCAAAAUGCGUUGAUAUUUUUCAGUACUCUGAUCUACAAGUUUGGAAGAACAGAAGAGUUAUGGGGAUGAGAGAUCACGUAUAGCAUUGUCUAUUCCAUACUUGCUAUGUCGUACUAUGUAUGUAGAUAUAUUUACAUUUAUUUGUUCUUGUUUUGCUUUCUAAAUUGUAUGGACUGAGACAAAUUACAGUUUCUGUAAUGAGCUCCCUCUUUUCACAGGACAGAUUUGUGAAUAUGUACAUAAGACUGUAUAUAUCUUAAAAAGGGAUACGUCAGGCUUUCUUUCUGAAAUCUUCAGGCUUAUUUCUUCAAAUACACGGGUUUCCAUCAACUCCUAAGACUCGAUCUUCCAAACCUUCACGUGUGUCAGAGACUCCAGUGGAACAACUAGUGAACAAGUAGGAUAAAGCUCGUUCCCUGUAAUGGGGGUUAUUACUUUUAUGCGUAGGUGAGCGAGAGCCGAUUUCGUGAGGGCUGCCUGUGUCACCCAAAGCAGUAGCCCCAGCGCAUGGAUGUGUCCCAGCUAAGCUUAACGAGGGUAAAUUCUAUUGUAUGCUGAGAUAAGAGCUGAUUUUAACGAUUUUGUAUGACUGUUCAGAAAAAUAUAAAGUAGCUAUUUUUUUGUAAAAGGUUAUGAGUUUUUAAGCAAGGCCCUAUAUUAAGCAGGAUCUGCAUGACAAAUCAAACUGUUCCUGACUUCUGAUUGCUAUAGCACAAAUGACAUUUGGUAGCACCAUGGUCCUUAGAAUUAAUUUCAUGCUGUUCAAUGUAGUAGAUACCAAUUAGUAUUUAAUAUAUUUACUGAUAUUAGAAGAAAAAAACCCACCAAAACAAAGAUGAAAACUGAUGCCAGUCAUACUUAAGGAAUAUGAUGAACAAAUGAGAAUCAGACUAACAUCUUUAAAAUUACACUAGCAUAAUUUUCUUCAGGGGAAGCUUUUUGCUGAUAAAUGAACACUUAUCCUGCUACCCAUUACUUUUUCUAUUUAAAAGGCAAGCAUUUCAAGUGGGGAUAUAGUAGAUGUAUUUAUUGCUAACACUCUUACCUUGAAAUACUUGCCAGUUUUAGGGCUGCCAUUUGCCCCGGUUAAAAAUGUAUUUAUCUCCUAAAUUUCAUGGGCACUUUAUGGGAACGCGUCCAUUAUCGAAAUCCCAUUUCUCCUAGCUGGAGUACACAGAAAGGGCGAACAAUGCCAUUUUAUAGCUUUGGGCUGAUCUUGUAUAUUCAUCUUGCUAUUGGCGACUUCCUUAUCCCAUGAGUUCUAUGUGGUUUUUAAAGCAUUUGAAAUCUACCUUGCGUCUAAAAGCUUUUAUAACUUUCUAUGUAUCCAGAUCGCUGACCAAAUGGUAUUAAACUGCAGAAUGUAACUUCUGUGCAUGGUUACUGUAUACUGUUAGUCAUCUAACUGCUCCCUUGUGGGAAUCUCUCCAGUGGACAGAAUAUGAAGCAAAUACUGCAGCUGAAAUUGUGCUACUGGCUGGACUAACGUCAUCCCCAUUUCACCAUCCUGCAGUGAGUUAGGAUAUAUUCACUGGUGUUAAUCAUAGCUUUGUACAUAAGAAGUAAGUUGUCUGUUUGGUUGUAAUUUCAGAAAACCGCAAUAAACUUUAUCUUAUGUUCUCAAAAUAGUGAACUUCACCAAGUUAAUUGUACAGGACUCUACUUAAAUAGCUCAAGUAGCAGUGAACUUUAGCAAGUCUUACACCAGCUAAUAAAACCAAGGGUUUUUGUUUUCAGGUCCGUCAGUUUCUUGCUGAGGAGCUUAGGAAUGUUUGGUGGCUUUUUUACUAAGUGAGAAACAAGUGUAGGCUAGAACUAAUCCCACUUACGGUAUCUUCCACCUGAUGCUUGAACAGCAAGAGUGAAGUGUUUGACUCUGGAGGAACUCUUAACAGUGUGCUUUAAUGCAAGUUCCUGGUUAAAAAUCAGUAUUUCUUUCAGAAGAGAGACAGCUCUGAGGGUGUGAAAGCAGAUGUAGUGUAAGAGCCACCCAGGCUUCGUUCAGAAUAUCCCGAGAUCCACUUUUACACCACCGGCAGUUCCAGCGCAGGCCAAGGUGGACUGGGAUGGCUCAUUUUAGGUAAUGCCUUUGCCGGCUGCAGUUGUGAAGAGAAACCUUGAAUUACUCCUAACAAAAAAAGGUUUUUAACUUUGGCUUAUUUGUGUAACUGUAAAAAUAUUUAGUAACAACGAUCUCCAACCAAAGUCUAGCACAGGGCUUAGUCAGGAAGUUGUAUGCUGUAUUGCUGUAUAUUCACAGAUGUUUUAAUUGCCUUCUUAUCUAUAUCCUCUGUUACGCAUGUGGGUUGUUCCUUUUGCGAGCCUGUUGGUUCUUCACUUGUUUACAGCACAGUAUAUAAGAAGAGCGUGGAUGAACUUAAAAGCAGGUAUUAUGCAGCUUGUAGCUGACUCGAAAAGUCUUACCAGAAUUGGAAGUAUGACUAAGUCUUCAGAUAACUACGUGGUCUUAGCAUGUUGCCUAAUCUCGAGUGAUUAGACUAAUUCUGUGAGGCAAUAACCUUGUGAAGCUUCUGGAAAAAAUGUCACUGGUUUUUCAUGUCAGGCCUCUGGGUUCCUGGAAGAGGUGGAACAGCAUUUCCUCAGAUAACCAACAGCUCUGACAGCGACCAGGUUCAUUAACAGACC
Chroicocephalus ridibundus (black-headed gull) is the source of this 3254-nucleotide messenger RNA. RefSeq names its product transmembrane protein 50B (gene TMEM50B). The coding region runs from base 201 to 677 and encodes 158 amino acids. NCBI's taxonomy places the organism in Eukaryota, Metazoa, Chordata, Aves, Charadriiformes, Laridae. Gene Ontology annotation, biological process: late endosome to vacuole transport via multivesicular body sorting pathway; protein targeting to vacuole. The transcript has 7 exons. The record is from RefSeq and is a predicted model, not a curated record.